AUGACAGAAAGAUUGAAUAUCAACAAAAUCGAGGAAAGCACAGAAGAAUGGACUUGUAAAGUCCAAGUGGUAGAUAAAGGUCAUCCUCAAACCAACAGGGAGGGUAACAAGAAAUAUCAAUUGAUGAUAUUACAAGAUGAAGAGGAAACUCAAAUAAAAGUUGUCAUGUACGGUACAGAUAUCACACAUUAUGUAAAUGAGUUUGUUCCUUUCCAAACAUAUUUUCUAUCGGGGGCAUUUGUCUCCGACUCAACCAAGGCGUACGGAAAUCCUCUUUAUCAAUUCACCUGGACAAUUGAUAAGGGCAAGAUUGUUGAACCAAUAGAUCAGGUUAUACCCUCUGGACCACCACUUCUGCCACCAACGCUGCUAAAAGCUACAUCAUUUGACAGUUUCGACUAUCAAGCUAUAGGCUUUGAAUUAGAUAUUCUUGCCCUCGUGAUAAAUGGUAGCCCUCCAUCAUAUGCCUCAAAUGGGAGCAAAAUUCAAGAAUUCAUCAUCAUCGACUAUCAGUAA
Messenger RNA from Solanum verrucosum, 516 nucleotides. RefSeq lists its product as uncharacterized. The coding region runs from base 1 to 516 and encodes 171 amino acids. Lineage: Eukaryota; Viridiplantae; Streptophyta; Magnoliopsida; Solanales; Solanaceae. The transcript is spliced from 3 exons. The record is from RefSeq and is a predicted model, not a curated record.